Messenger RNA from Cornus florida, 1973 nucleotides. RefSeq names its product presenilin-like protein At1g08700. Gene Ontology annotation, molecular function: aspartic endopeptidase activity, intramembrane cleaving. The coding region runs from base 198 to 1580 and encodes 460 amino acids. NCBI's taxonomy places the organism in Eukaryota, Viridiplantae, Streptophyta, Magnoliopsida, Cornales, Cornaceae. Gene Ontology annotation, cellular component: nucleus; membrane. The transcript has a single exon. The record is from RefSeq and is a predicted model, not a curated record. Gene Ontology annotation, biological process: protein processing.
UUUUUUAUUUUAUUUUUCGCGCGAAUUUAAAUUAAGGUCAAAACUCAAAAGAAAAUUCCGGAGCCUUUACUAAUUCCAAUCCUUUCCAUUUUCAUUUUCAUUUCACUCCCUCCUUGGACAAAAACCCCAACCCCAGCCCCAGCAUUGACUACAAUCUGUUCGAAGAAAUUUCCCAAACUAACCAAUUCCUUCCAACCAUGGAGGGCAGCAUUCUCGAAUCAAUCGGAGUCGAAAUCAUCGGCGUGAUGUCCCCAGUAUCCAUAUGCAUGCUCUUGGUCGUCCUCCUCGUCUACACCCUCACUUCUUCAUCCUCCGCCGACGCCUCCGCCGACCAAAUCCGCACCGCCGCCAACCUCGUCUACCUCGAGAGCCCUUCCGAUUCCGCUGCCCAGAAGCUCGAAGGCGCUUUGCUCAACGCCUUGGUCUUCGUCAUCCUCAUCGCCGUCGUCACCUUCGUACUGGUACUUCUUUACUACUACAACUUCACCAAUUUCUUGAAGAACUACAUGCGCUUUUCUGCUUUCUUUGUCCUUGGCACUAUGGGUGGGUCGAUCUUUCUCUCUAUAAUUCAACAAUUCUCGAUACCCAUCGAUUCGAUCACUUGUUUUGUGUUGCUUUUCAAUUUUACUGUUGUGGGUGUCCUUUGUGUGUUUUCGGGUGGUGUUCCUAUAUUGUUGCGUCAGGCUUAUAUGGUUGUUUUGGGGAUAAUUGUGGCCGCCUGGUUCACCAAGUUGCCCGAAUGGACUACUUGGGUUUUGCUGGCGGCAUUGGCUUUAUAUGAUUUGGCUGCGGUUUUGGCCCCAGGCGGGCCUCUUAAGAUCUUGGUUGAAUUGGCAUCGACUCGGGAUGAGGAGCUUCCAGCUCUUGUCUACGAGGCUCGACCAAAUCCUCAAGGCCGGGGAUCUAGUUUAAGUCUUUUGGUUGGUGGGGUUUCGGAUUCUGGGUCUGUUGAGCUUCAGGCAGUUUCGCAGAACAAUGAGGUUCGGAAUGAGAGUGCAGUCCAAAAUUUUGCUAAUUCUGAGUACACUGCAACUGGUGUUAGAAACUUUCAGAAUGACGGAGUUGAAAUUGUGAGAGAUGAAGGGGAGACAUCGCCCUUGGUGCCCAAUUCGCGAGAAAGGUCAUGCAGUAGUGGAUCUUCAGAAUACUCGACAGUAGCAGAUGUUUCAUUCAAUCAAAAUAGGCAAUAUGACCAUGGACAAUCUGAAAUUGUUGUUGAUGAAGAAAUGUCUCCACUGGUAGAAAUGUUGGGGUUGGGGAAUGAGAGAGAACAGAUGAGGAUGGAUGGUCCUGGGACCUCUGAGACGGCUAGUCGAGGUAUAAAACUUGGUCUGGGGGACUUUGUUUUCUAUAGUGUUCUUGUGGGCAGAGCUGCAAUGUACGAUCUAAUGACUGUGUAUGCUUGUUACCUAGCAAUUAUAUCGGGACUGGGAUGCACUCUGAUUCUGUUGUCUGUGUGCCGUCAUGCACUGCCUGCUCUUCCUAUUUCUAUUGCAUUGGGCAUGAUGUUUUACUUCUUGACUCGUUUAUUAAUGGAACCUUUCAUUGUUGGGACGUCCACAAAUUUGAUGAUGUUUUGAUCCUCAAAUUUUUCUUUGAGGUACUUGCACUGUUUAGAAAAACGAUGACCACUGAAGACAUGGAAUUCCUAUAUGAAGAGAUAGAUAUUGGUCCAUGACUAUCUGCUGUGGUGUUGUUACCUUUUCACAAUUCAAGACUUUCCUUGGAUUAUGCAGCAACUCCAACACCAUUUGAUAUUGCUUUGACGUAUUUUCGGGUGGCUUUUCAGGUUGGUUUAUCAUGAAUUCCAGAACAAAUUUUUUCAUGCUAAAGCAUGUUGAGAUGUCACUUUUUUGGCUUUUAACUCAACAGAGAUGUAAUGUUCGAAAUAUAAUCACAUAGUACAACAACAUUCUAAAGAAUUACGUGUUUGGUAUGUGUUUAUCAAAUUAGGUUCUUAAUUUGUGUGUUUA